Cydia amplana is the source of this 659-nucleotide messenger RNA. RefSeq names its product BRISC and BRCA1-A complex member 2-like. Gene Ontology annotation, cellular component: BRCA1-A complex; BRISC complex. The transcript is spliced from 4 exons. The record is from RefSeq and is a predicted model, not a curated record. Gene Ontology annotation, biological process: double-strand break repair. Lineage: Eukaryota; Metazoa; Arthropoda; Insecta; Lepidoptera; Tortricidae. The coding region runs from base 12 to 659 and encodes 215 amino acids.
ACAAAUCAAAGAUGGGAACAGAAAGCUAUGGAGUUAUAAACGAUAUUGCACAAGUUUUUCGCCCAUACAUUCAAAACAUAUAUCAGGACCUUAAAUUGGGAUUAUGCAAAACAAAGGUUGAUAUCGAAAGAAUAUCAGGAUCUGCGGAAGGAGCCGAAAGUCAAUUCCGAUUAGUUCUACCAUACUGUUCUAAGAAAUUGAAAUGGGAAGUAAUCUUUGAUGCUUCAACUCCAUGGUUUGCUCCGGACUUUAGAUUUGAUGAUGAGUCAUUUCUGAAUAAUCUUGAUGAAGACUUUUUGGAGGAUAAAGUCCCAAGCCUUGCUAAGUGGAAUGAGAAUGAUCCUAAGGCUUUAAGUGGAGUCAUAUCAGAGCUGCUGAAUUUGUACAAGAUUCAUCAGAUUAGAAAAUUAAAUGAAGAUGAGAGUUCGCGAGCUUACUUUGAGUAUAGUGCCUUACUUGGGGAUGCACUUACAUCGGAAACAGAUAUUGAAGUGUGGGUCGGGAGCCAUGUUGUCGAGUUCCUGAUAAGGCUGAAUGUCGACACUUCUCGAUUGCCAGAGUUAUUCAAUGAAAGGACGGGCGUACCGGACCGCGACUGGGUCCGCCGUACGUCAAUGAAGGAUGCAGCUAUAGAUGAGAGCGAGAAAGAGAUAUUUUGA